Monopterus albus (swamp eel) is the source of this 1523-nucleotide messenger RNA. RefSeq names its product ATP23 metallopeptidase and ATP synthase assembly factor homolog (gene atp23). The transcript is spliced from 6 exons. The record is from RefSeq and is a predicted model, not a curated record. Gene Ontology annotation, molecular function: metalloendopeptidase activity. Gene Ontology annotation, biological process: mitochondrial proton-transporting ATP synthase complex assembly; mitochondrial protein processing. The coding region runs from base 120 to 821 and encodes 233 amino acids. Lineage: Eukaryota; Metazoa; Chordata; Actinopteri; Synbranchiformes; Synbranchidae.
CACGUGAUCUAUUAAAAAAAAAAAAAAAAAAAAAAAAAAAAGUGAUGACCUUUCUGGUUAGCUAGCGGUAGCUAACUAGGGGAAGUAUUAUUUCCUAAUUGUAGGCAAGAUUUCACACGAUGGACCAUACUAAACAAGAGGGAGAAUAUGGAUAUGAAUUGUUCCCGCAUAGAAACAUGGGAAAAAAUAAGCAGGGAUCAAUCGCAGAGGGCCAGUUUACUUUCAACCACAAGUGUCAAAUCAUGUUACAAUUUGCAAUGGAAACUAGUCCUUAUGCCAAACUCCUCCUAAGUGCCAUGAAGAAUUCGGGAUGUAAAUUGUUUAAAGACCGACAUUUCUCUUGCGAAGAUUGUGAUGGGACAGUCAGCGGGGGCUUUGAUGCAUCCUCUUCUCAAAUAGUUUUGUGUCAAAACAACAUCCGCCAGCAGUCUCACAUGAACCGAGUAGUUACACAUGAGCUCGUCCAUGCUUUUGAUCAUUGCCGGGCCGAUGUGGACUGGUUCAACAACUUACGACAUCUAGCUUGUUCAGAGAUUCGGGCUGCUAACCUUAGUGGAGAUUGCUCUUUUAGUACUGAAGCUGCCAGAUUCAACUUUGGUUUAAAGCAGCAUCAUCAGGACUGCGUCCGAGGCCGUGCCAUACGCUCCAUCUUGGCUGUGAGGAAAAUUGGCCAAGAGGAAGCGGAGAAAAUAGUCAAUGAGGUCUUCAACACAUGUUUCAAUGACCAUGCGCCCUUUGGACGAAUCCCACACAGCAAGAAGGAUGCGAACUUUGCCUACAGAGAUUAUGAGAACAGAGAUCGAUAUUACUCAAACCUUUAAUGUCAUCACAUUCUCAUUUACCUCCAAGGCUUGCUGUGAAUGGUGGUGAUGCUGAUGAGAGCUUGGCAAUGUAAGGGCCUUGAGCAGCAUAAAAAUGUCAACAGAAUGACUACUUUGUUGAAAGUGAUGAUCAAAUCCCGUCAUAAGGGAUUUGUACAGAAUCAUUUGUACUUGGACCAGAAAUGCAAAGAAAGGAGAUAAAGCACAUUUCAUUUUCUGAACUCUAAUUCUGUAAAAUCCUAUGACAUUUGAGAUUUUUAUCAUUUGUUUUUGGGUGGUCAGUGGGUGCUUUUAAGGAAGUACAAGAAUUAAUUGUGUCCAUUGAUGUUUUCUGUGAAAGUCCUAUGAUGACAAGUUAGGAUGUAUUUCUAUGACCUCCACUAAUUUCCUGUAAAUUGAGCUGAUUGUGCUUAAAUGAAAUAACUGGUAUUUUUAAGGUUAAUUCCUCUGACAAAGUAUGCUCAGCUGGUGUUUUGGUUCUUAAAACUAGUAUCUCAAAGUUAUUAGGAGCUUGUUGCAUUUGACUUUGGUACAAAAUAUUUGAAUUUCUGAUUUGCUUAAGGAUAUAUAAGAACAUUGCUGGUUAUAACACAUUCAUGUCUAAUCCCAACAGAGGACCCAUCCAUCCAUCCAUCCAUCCAUCCAUUAUCUAUACCGCUUAGUCCUAAAUGGGGUCGCGUGGGGGGUAAAGGCUAAAAACCA